AAACUUAUCGAACAAGUUUUCUUAUUGUUUGGCACUUAAAGAGUCUCAGUUGGACAGUUAUUCUCCCGCCGUUUGAUUUUCACAACUUUCAGCCAAUCAUCAAAUGUUUUACGUCACACGCACGUCUCAAGCGUGUCCUGGAGCGUGUGUUGAAGAGUAUAGAGCAUCGUUAGGAGGUGAGCUGACUUGUGUGGUUAACUGACGGACUUCGCAAAGUCGCUUCUUCUUUUACCUUAUUUACCAACUUAGAGUCACGAUGUCGUCGCAUGCUGAUGAACACAAGGGCAGUUCUCUGACAUUGGUGUUAAUGGUUGCGUCUGCAGCCUUUGGAGGAACUCUUCAAUAUGGCUAUAACCUGGCAAUAAUGAAUUCUCCCACAACUUUUAUUCAAACCUUUAUCAACGAGACCUUCCUGGAACGCUGGGACAUCCAGCUGGAGGACUACCAGGUGACUCUGGUCUGGACAUUUAUUGUCUCCAUUUUCUCGUUGGGGGGCUUAGCGGGGGCUCUUAUCGCAGGACCUAUGACUAUACGCUUCGGGAGGAAAAAAUGCCUGUUACUGAACAACAUAUUUCUCAUGGCCGGUUCACUCUUAGCUUUGACGAGCAGAUCUGCUAAGUCUUUUGAGAUGAUCCUCAUCUCACGUGUCCUGGUUGGAAUAAAUGCCGGUAUCAGCAUGAAUGUGCAGCCAAUGUAUUUUGGAGAAAGUGCACCAAAGCACUUAAGAGGAGCUAUCUCUUUGUCAUCAGCUGUUUUUACAGCGUUUGGUGUUGUGUUGGGACAGGUGGUGGGACUCAGAGAGAUUUUGGGCAGUGAACCAUAUUGGCAGUAUCUUCUUGCCAGUAAUGCCAUUCCCGGCAUUGUGCAACUUAUGACCCUGCCGUGGUUUCCAGAGAGCCCCAGAUAUCUGCUCAUCGACAGGGGGGACAAGGAGGCUUGUAUUAAUGCUUUGAGGCGUCUGCGAGGCUGUGAGGUCCAGAGCGGGGAGCUUGAAGAGAUCCUGCAGGAACAGGCUGAAACCAAAGGCAUGAAGCCAUGCGGACCAUGGGAACUUUUCACAGAUCGCUCUGUGCGCUGGCAGCUAAUCUCCGUCAUGAUCAUCAGCAGUGCCAUGCAGCUCUGUGGAAACGAUUCAAUUUACUUCUAUGCAUACUAUGUUUUCAAAGAGGCUGGAAUAUCUGAUGAUCAAAUCCAAUAUAUCACCAUUGGCACUGGGAUGUGCGAGUUCACAGCCUGUAUAAUGUGUAACCUGCUCAUCGAGCGCAAAGGUCGGAGGUUCAUGCUGAUGGGAGGGUUCAUCCUCAUGACCGUCUGGGCUGUAGUCUUCACCAUCGCUUUGUGUUUUGAGCACUACAUAUCCUGGAUGCCGUACUUGAGUAUGGCCUGCAUCUUCACCUACAUCCUCAGCUUUGGCAUGGGACCUGCUGGUGUGACUGGCGUCCUGCCAACAGAGAUCUUCAAUCAAACGGCUCGGCCAGCCGCCUACAUGAUCGCUGGCUCCAUGAUGUGGCUCAACCUUUUCAUCAUUGGAAUGAUCUUCCCUUUUCUAGUGAGUGAGUUGAGUGAGUACUGUUUCGUGCCUUUCGCAGCAGUCUGCCUGUUGUCUGCGCUGUAUGUCGGCCUGUUCCUGCCUGAGACCAAGGGCAAGUCUCUGUCCGCCAUAACCAGUGAAUUCCACAAGAUGAACUUCAAAGGCCAGGACAAAAAGCAUGAAUCGCAAACUCAAGCUCAGUAUCAGCUGGGAGAAGUGUGUCAUUCCACGGCCUUGUAGGCUAUGCUUAACCGAUUGUAACCGAUUGAGAAAUUACGGGAUGGUCAACCUGAGCAAUGGUAGUCA
Messenger RNA from Labrus mixtus (cuckoo wrasse), 1837 nucleotides. Its product is annotated as solute carrier family 2, facilitated glucose transporter member 11-like. The record is from RefSeq and is a predicted model, not a curated record. Gene Ontology annotation, molecular function: hexose transmembrane transporter activity. The transcript is spliced from 12 exons. Gene Ontology annotation, biological process: monosaccharide transmembrane transport. Gene Ontology annotation, cellular component: membrane. Bases 257 to 1771 code for a protein of 504 amino acids. NCBI's taxonomy places the organism in Eukaryota, Metazoa, Chordata, Actinopteri, Labriformes, Labridae.